AUGUCGUCGAUGUCUGUCGAUGAUGACGACAGGAGCUCAUCCGAAGGCGAAUUCGCCCAAUCUGGUGUAGUCGCAAGACGCAAUCACAAAGCGAAUCACAAAGCGACGAUGGCUGCUAGACGUGAAGAAAAUCUGGCUCGAUUCGCGCUACACGCCACGCACAUCAGCGAUAGCGAAGAGGAAUCAUCGCCGGACUCACGAGCGUCGACUCGGUCCACAUCACCGCGCCGCUCGUUGGCCACCCCGUCCUCCUACGACUCCACCCACAACCAGACCGCUCCGCCCACUCACCAUGACGAUGCCAGAAGUAUUGACAGCGGAGUGGUACAAUCAGAUCAUUCCAAUCCGCAACAAGCGAUGACGUUAUCCGUGUCCUCGUUGGCGCCGUUCUCAUCACCAGCAAUGGAAGUGCCACCUCCGCGACGAAUCAGCCAAACGGAAAUGCCUCCCGAUGUGGCCAAAGUGACAAGCUCUAUGUCCAGAACCUCGCUGACAACACCGCCACCGAUUCCACCACGAACAAGCCCAACUCCAUUGACGGAAACUCGACGAUCCAGUCCUGCACCGUCAGUGGAUAUGUCCAGGAAGAUCAGCAUCAGCUCUGCAGCUAGCACAAAGCGAGCCGGAACAUCUACCGACAGCAUGAAUGUCAUCGAAUCGAGCAAGCCGCCGACUCAACGAACAGAAUCACCGACGGCUUCGUUCAUGAGCUCACCUGACGAUGAUACAAGUACGAUCACUUUUUGA
Ostertagia ostertagi is the source of this 747-nucleotide messenger RNA. The record is from the annotation of a GenBank genome assembly. NCBI's taxonomy places the organism in Eukaryota, Metazoa, Nematoda, Chromadorea, Rhabditida, Trichostrongylidae.